This is a messenger RNA of Caenorhabditis auriculariae, 1425 nucleotides long. The record is from the annotation of a GenBank genome assembly. NCBI's taxonomy places the organism in Eukaryota, Metazoa, Nematoda, Chromadorea, Rhabditida, Rhabditidae.
AUGCUGAAAAGUGUUGUUUCAAGUAAAGUCGUGAGCCAAGUUCGCAGUGUUUCAUCCAAAUAUCCACGUCCAACUCCAAGACAUUAUAAGUAUGUUAUUUUUUGUGUUCUUUCAACGUCUAUUCUCCUUGAAGGAGAAGACUUUUCGAAGCGGCAGUUGCUCCCGAAGUUCCAAGACUGACGCAAGUAUGCUUUCCGCCAGGUUUGGUCAACAAGGAAAACAUCGAAGCUUCUAAAUCGGUUUGCUUAGUUUCAUAGAUCAUUUAAAUUAAUCCAUUCAAAUUGCAGUAUUCGGACGUCGAGAUAGCUUUGUCAAAGCUUGUGAAGCAAUGGAUGGUAGCUGAAGAAUUCCGAGUUUUAGCCGUCUGCCAGUUUUUGCCCGUCCCUGGAAGAACCUUGUGGCUAGCGAAGAACCAGUGAGUUUUCGAUAUUUGCAACGAAGAGUUGAAAUCCGAAAUUCUCAGGCUUCGUACAAAGGGAAUCGAGUUCAGAACAUAUGGAAACAAAAUAUUAAAGCAAGUUUUUACAAGUAAGUUUUCUUUCUCUUCGCAUAUAAGCCACUAAAUCAACGAAUCUGUUGCAGAAACGCCUAUUUCUGCUCUUGAUGUUACGUUUAUUGGUACAAACGCCAUUUUACUGGCCAAGGACCAUUCUGCAAUCAAAACCAUUGUUCAGGAAACCGACAAGUUGAACUGGAUAGUUCCCCUCGGUUUGUAAUUAUUAUUUUCUAUUAAUGUUCAUUGCCACUUUUUUGGAAAGAUAACUCUACGCGGAGAAAUAUAAAUUUCUCUAAAACAUGAAAUUUCGCUCAGUUUUCUCACGGUUCCGAUAUGCUUCUUUAUUUUAGAAAUCUGGAUAUUUCAUGUCAAUUAAUUUUAAUCUAAAUAUCGAAUUCAGUGUGAACUCAAUUAGAGGGAAAAAUAUCUUCAAAUAAAAAAUAUAGAGAAAACUUAAUCUCGAAAUGCCUUUUUCAUUGACCGGCUGAACCAGGAGUUUUCUGUAAAUGAAAAAAACUUUAAAAAAAACAAGUACCAUUUUCGAAAAAUGUUUGACUUCUGUGUCAGAUCCACUGGCAAUGCGGCGUUUCCAAAGUUUUUUAGGUUAUUUUAAAUGUUUCAAAUCUUCAAAAUGAGUCUUUUCGACCAAUUUUUGAAAAAUUUGUGCGUGUAGAGUUCCAAUAGGAUGACCACACUCGCAGUUUGAUUUAAUCGAAAAAGUGGUUUCAGUGAUGAUGGUGGAUGACCGGAUAGUUUCGAUGGACGAGGCGAAGAAGCUGGCGGAGCUCCACUCUUUGGAGGACCUCAGAGCGCACACCGUACAAAUUUUGACACAGCAGACGGCUCAAAUCACUCAGACGCUGGAAAACGCGACUAGAGCCUUACCUUCCGCCUUGGAUUUCCUCGCGAGUGACCAACGAGCUAAGUAG